Molecule: messenger RNA, 1591 nt
Organism: Engraulis encrasicolus (European anchovy)
Lineage: Eukaryota; Metazoa; Chordata; Actinopteri; Clupeiformes; Engraulidae
Gene: myod1
Product: myogenic differentiation 1
Exons: 3
Coding region: 195-1013 (272 amino acids)
Biological process (GO): positive regulation of skeletal muscle fiber development; regulation of transcription by RNA polymerase II; positive regulation of myoblast differentiation
Molecular function (GO): RNA polymerase II cis-regulatory region sequence-specific DNA binding; DNA-binding transcription factor activity, RNA polymerase II-specific; protein dimerization activity
Source: RefSeq, a predicted model, not a curated record
UGGCCGCUCGCAUCAGCAACAGGUAGCGCAUGAGUGCGAACAGCAGAGGUUGCGCAAGGGUCGUUUUGAAACGCAGUACGGCAUCUUUAUAGUUCAACUAAACAACUAGUGUGCGCAAAAGUUAUCCCAGUUUGCAUUUUAGCUGUAACUUCAUAGCCUACACCUGGCAUUUAAAACAUCCUAAACUUUGAGGAAUGGAGUUGUCGGAUAUAUCCUUCCCCAUCACAUCCGCUGAUGAAUUUUACGAUGACCCUUGCUUCAACACCAAUGACAUGCAUUUUUUCGAGGACCUGGAUCCGAGGUUGGUUCAUGUGGGCUUGCUCAAGGGCGAUGACCAUCACCUCGAAGACGAGCACGUCCGCGCGCCAAGCGGGCAUCACCAGGCGGGCAGGUGCUUACUGUGGGCAUGCAAAGCCUGCAAAAGGAAAACCACCAACGCCGACCGGCGAAAGGCGGCCACUAUGCGUGAGAGGAGACGCCUUGGCAAAGUCAACGACGCCUUUGAGACACUGAAGAGGUGCACGUCUACCAAUCCCAAUCAGCGGCUGCCAAAAGUGGAGAUUCUCAGAAAUGCCAUCAGCUACAUCGAGUCCCUUCAGUCUCUGCUCAGGGGCCAGGAUGAAAACUACUAUCCGGUUCUGGAGCACUACAAUGGUGACGACUCGGACGCAUCCAGUCCGAGAUCCAACUGCUCAGACGGAAUGAUGGACUUCACGGGCCCCACGUGUACAUCCCGAAGAAGAAACUAUGACAGCUCUUAUUAUGGAGAAACACAUAAUGAUACUCGAAGCCAUAAGAAUGCUGUGGUCUCCAGCCUGGAUUGCUUGUCCAGUAUUGUGGAGAGAAUUUCUACAGAGACACCCUCCUGUCCCGCGCAGUCGAUACCGGAGGGAUCCGAGGGCAGUCCCUGCCCUUCCCAUGAAGGAUCUAUCUUGAGCGAGGCAGGCGUCUCCGUGCCAUCCCCAGUUCCAUGCGUCCAACCACCCCAAGACGCCAUCUACCAGAGCCUAUGAAGGCGCCCCUCGUUGCGCGCGCGGUUAUGGCAGGCAGUGGUGGAGCGGAGUGAAUAGCAAUCCUCUGAAAUUAUUCCGAGCACGGGGACAAACGGACUGUUAUCGACCCCCAAAGCUGUGCAUGUUCAGUAAAAGAAUACGAAUACAUUCUCUGUUCGUCUGCUAGAGACGGUGUUCAAUCAAUUCCAUGGCGUUUAAGCGACUGAAGGGAAUUGCAGUUUCUUAAGAAAAAUAGGCAUUUUAAAAUAAUUUAAAUGUGACCAUUAUAAUAAUGUUGUUUUUGUACAGAUUUUUCCUUACCAAUUCAUAUAAAUAUAUUUUCUUUCCUGCAUUUUUUCAUAUGGGAUAGCCAAUUUGAAUAGGCUACAGGCUAUAAUAGGCUACUUUUAGAGGACCAGUUUUGUACAUGUGUAAAUAAGAAUAGUUUAAAAUAAUCACCAAUCCAAAAUAAUGUAUUUAAUUAUUUUCUGUUUGGGAAGCUUUGUUUGUUGUGUCAGAACGUUAUACUUUAUAUUUAUACAACAAAAUGUGUGAGUGGAUGUCGGCUGAAUUUCUAAAAUAAAUUUAUUUAUACAGUA